Molecule: messenger RNA, 1776 nt
Organism: Malassezia globosa CBS 7966
Lineage: Eukaryota; Fungi; Basidiomycota; Malasseziomycetes; Malasseziales; Malasseziaceae
Exons: 1
Coding region: 1-1776 (591 amino acids)
Biological process (GO): formation of cytoplasmic translation initiation complex; translation reinitiation
Cellular component (GO): multi-eIF complex; eukaryotic translation initiation factor 3 complex, eIF3m; eukaryotic translation initiation factor 3 complex, eIF3e
Molecular function (GO): translation initiation factor activity; mRNA binding
Source: RefSeq, a predicted model, not a curated record
AUGCGCCAGCAGAAGGAGGAGGAGCGUCUGCGGAAAGAACAGGAAAAAGCGGCUGAAGAGGCAGCUGCUCGUGAGGCAGAUCGAAAGCGCCAAGAAGAGCUGCAACGCAAGCGUGAGGCCGAGCGCAAAGAGGCCGAGAAGAAGGAGGCGGCGCGCAAGGAAGCGGCUCGCAAAGAGGCAGCUCGCAAGGAGGCCGAGCGCAAGGAGGCCGAGCGCAAAGAGGCCGAGCGCAAAGAGGCCGAGCGCAAAGAGGCCGAGCGCAAAGAGAUGGAGCGCAGAGAAGCUGCAAAGCGAGAAGAGCGCCGCCGACAGGCCGAGCGCAAAGCAGAGGAACGCCGGCUUGCGGAUGAGCACAAGGCGGACGAGCGUCGACGCCGGAAUCAGGAGCGGCGCCAGCGCUUGAAAAAGAGCGAGAGCGACUUGCGGUCACUGGCCCAAGCUCAUGCCCAAGCACCGGCUACGAAGCAGCCGCACUCUCUCUUUUCCCCAUCGCCGUCAUCAACGACAACCCCCGCCUCUGCACCCACACAUAUUCCCGCUCGCAAGUCUGCACCAUUCCCUGCGCAAGUGCCUGCAUCGUUGCCUGGCACAGUUGACCAUGCCCUGUUUGCAUCUGAGCCAUUUGCCCCGCUGGCCUUUGGCUCCGUCACGACGGAACGUGAUGCUUGGGAUCACCAACGGCUGCCUUCGCUCGGGCGCCAUGCAUUCGAGUCCUUGCCAAGAGCAGCCACAACACAUGGCCCAUCAGGCAUAUCACACACAGCGCAACCGGCCAACAUGUCGUCGCAUGGUGCUCCUGACUUUGCACCGCCGCCAACGACCUCUGCAGCGCCAGCGACGCCAGCGUCUUUCUUUGAUUACAUGCCAUCGACGACGCAUGCACUUAGUCACCUGUCCUUGCAUCCUACAUCGACGCCCACACGGCGCCGUGGCGCCGGCGUCGGCAGUGGUGCAUCGCAUGACUUUGACCUGGGACUCAAUGCUCUAAUGCCACAUGCGCGAGAAGCGCCAUCAACAGGGGCGUCUACGGCCGCGUCUGCCUUGCCCUCGACACCUUCACGCCCCGUGGUGGCUCCCAUUGGUCCGAUUGAGCGGCCGCGGCGGUCCUUGACCACUGGUAAUGAUGUGGUAGCGGAAGGAGGCGUCGUAGGUAGUGCAGCUCUCGGCGAUGACGAGCCUAUAGAGCCGCGUGGACGUCGUACUGCUGCGAAUGGCCCGCCUCUUGGCACAAGUCCGUUUGGACAGCCGCCACUCACCACGCCUGGUUUUUAUGGGUCGCCGUGGUCGGCACCAGGCUAUCAUUUAGGCCUGGGUGGUCUGAGCAUCUCGAGUCCGCCAACAUCGCAUGCGUCUUCUGCUGCUGCUGCUGCCACCGCCGCAGCGGCGGCGGCGGCGACGCCUGGCUCAAACAUGGCACCGGCCUCGUCGAUGGCGUCUGUCCCACCUGCCCCUACAACUUCGCACCUAGGCCCUAUACCAAGUUUGCCAAGUCUAUCGACGCCGUCUGCAUCAAUGGCGCAUGCCUUUGAGCCGCAUGGUUUCCAGCCUGCAUGGGGCUCGUCAUGGGACCGUGCGCGACAUGCGUUCGAGCAGCAGCCUAUCGACGGCUUCAGCCCCGCAGACACGUUAUCAGAUCUGGCGGGAGUCGCUCAUGCGUCUCCCUUUGUCUCAGGUGCACGCUCACGCAAUACUAUGGGCAGUGGCACUAGUACCAGUGCCAAGUUUCUUCCGCAUGCUGCUGGCGAUUCAGUGCAUGCUUUUGCGGGACGUUCAUAG